UCCUUGCUCUCGCGGCCGCCGCCGGGAACGGACGCAGAGGAGGCAGCGGGUCGCGUGACCUUCCCGAGCCCCCCGCGUCCCCGGCCAGGGGGCGGGGGCGGCCCCGGGGAGGGGCGGGGCGGGGGCGGGGGGAAGAAAGGGGGUUUUGUGCGGCGCCCGGCGGCCCGGCGCCCUCUUCCGAACGUUCUGCGGGCCCGGCCUCUCCCUGCGCCCGCGCAGUUCCCGCCGCAGUCGCCUGCAGCCGCAGGACCGAGCGUGGACCCGAAGGAGAGCCCGGAGGAGAGCCCGGAGGAGAGCCCGGAGGAGGCGGCAAACCCGGCGGUGCCGCCCCCUCGCCCCGGGCCCCCGCAGCCUGUAGUCCCUCCACCAGCCUGAGCAUGGCCCCACGGUUCCUGCCCCUGCUGGCAGCUCUGGCCCUGGCCCAGGGCCCUGUGGCCUUAGCUGAUGCCCUGGAGGGGGACAGCUCAGAGGACCGGGCCUUCCGCGUGCGCAUCGCUGGCGAUGCGCCACUGCAGGGCGUGCUGGGCGGUGCCCUCACCAUCCCGUGCCACGUCCACUACCUGCGGCCGCCGCUGGGCCGCCGGGCCGUGCUGGGCUCCCCGAGGGUCAAGUGGACCUUCCUGUCCGGGGGCCGCGAGGCCGAGGUGCUGGUGGCACGGGGGCUGCGUGUCAAGGUGAGCGAGGCCUACCGGUUCCGCGUGGCGCUGCCGGCCUACCCGGCGUCGCUCACCGACGUGUCCCUGGUGCUGAGCGAGCUGCGGCCCAACGACUCGGGCAUCUACCGCUGCGAAGUCCAGCACGGCAUAGACGACAGCAGCGACGCAGUGGAGGUCAAGGUCAAAGGGGUCGUCUUUCUCUACCGGGAAGGCUCUGCCCGCUAUGCUUUCUCCUUUACGGGGGCCCAGGAGGCCUGUGCCCGCAUCGGAGCCCGCAUCGCCACCCCGGAGCAGCUCUAUGCCGCCUACCUCGGAGGCUAUGAGCAGUGUGACGCUGGCUGGCUGUCCGACCAGACCGUGAGGUAUCCCAUCCAGACCCCACGAGAAGCCUGUUAUGGAGACAUGGAUGGCUUCCCCGGGGUCCGGAACUAUGGAGUGGUGGACCCGGACGACCUCUAUGAUGUCUACUGCUAUGCCGAAGACCUAAAUGGAGAGCUGUUCCUGGGUGCCCCUCCAGACAAGCUGACGCUGGAGGAGGCACGGGCGUACUGCCGGGAGCGGGGUGCGGAGAUCGCCACCACCGGCCAGCUAUACGCCGCCUGGGAUGGCGGCCUGGACCGCUGCAGCCCGGGCUGGCUGGCCGAUGGCAGUGUCCGCUACCCCAUCGUCACGCCCAGCCAGCGCUGCGGGGGUGGCCUGCCUGGUGUCAAGACGCUCUUCCUCUUCCCCAACCAGACCGGCUUUCCCGACAAGCACAGCCGCUUCAGCGUCUACUGCUUCCGAGACUCUGCCCGGCCGUCUGCCAUGCCUGAGGCGUUGGACCCAGCGUCAGACCCAGUCUCUGAUGGGCUGGAGGCCAUUGUCACGGUGACAGAGACCCUGGAGGAACUCCAGCUGCCUCAGGAGGCUGUGGAGAGCGAGUCCCGGGGAGCCAUCUACUCCAUCCCCAUCGUGGAGGAUGGAGGGGGUGGAACCUCCACUCCAGAAGACCCUGCAGAGCCCCCGAGGACCCUCCUUGAAUUCGAAACGCCAUCCAUUGUCCCUCCCCUGGGGUCCUCCGAAGAGGAAGACAAGGCUUUGGAGGAAGAAGAGAAAUACACAGAUGAAGAGGAAGAAGACGAGGAAGAGGAGGAGGUGGAAGAUGAGGCCCUGUGGGCCUGGCACAGUGAGAUCAGCAGCCCAGACCCAGAGACUCUUCUCCCCACGGAGCCAGCCCUAGAGGAAUCGCUCUCCCGUGCCUCCCCCCCACCAGCGAGUGCAGUCCUACAGCCUGCUGCAUCACCACACCCCGACGGAGAGCCAGAGGCUCCCAGGCCUCCGAGGGUCCUUGGACCACCCACUGAGACUCUACCCACUCCCAGGAAUGGGAAACUGACAGCCCUGCCACCUUCCACUCCAGCCGGGGAGAGAGAGGUGGGGGAGGAGGCUGGUGGUCCUGAGCUGUCUGGGGUCCCUCGAGGAGAGAGUGAGGAGGCAGGGAGCUCUGAGGAUACCCCUGCCCUGCUUCCAGCCACACGGGCCCCUGAGGGUGCCAGGGAACUGGAGGCCCCCUCUGAAGAGAAUUCUGGAAGAACUGUCCCAGCAGGGACCUCAGUGCGGGUGCAGCCAGUGCUGCCCACUGACAGCGCCAGCCGAGGUGGAGUGGCCGUGGCCCCCUCAUCAGGUGACUGUGUCCCCAGCCCCUGCCACAAUGGUGGGACGUGCUUGGAGGAGGAGGAGGGGGUCCGCUGCCUGUGUUUGCCUGGCUAUGGGGGGGACCUGUGUGAUGUUGGCCUCCGCUUCUGCAGCCCUGGCUGGGACGCCUUCCAGGGGGCCUGCUACAAGCACUUCUCCACGCGGAGGAGCUGGGAGGAGGCGGAGACCCAGUGCCGGCUGCUCGGCGCGCACCUGGCCAGCAUCAGCACGCCCGAGGAGCAGGACUUCAUCAACAGUCGAUACCGCGAGUACCAGUGGAUCGGGCUCAACGACCGGACCAUCGAAGGCGAUUUCCUGUGGUCAGAUGGCGUCCCCCUGCUCUACGAGAACUGGAACCCCGGGCAGCCUGACAGCUACUUCCUGUCUGGAGAGAACUGCGUGGUCAUGGUGUGGCAUGAUCAGGGACAAUGGAGUGAUGUACCCUGCAAUUACCACCUGUCCUACACCUGCAAGAUGGGGCUGGUGUCCUGUGGGCCUCCACCAGAGCUGCCCCUGGCCCAAGUGUUUGGCCGCCCACGGCUGCGCUAUGAAGUAGACACGGUGCUUCGUUACCGGUGCCGGGAGGGGCUGACUCAGCGCAACCUGCCACUGAUCCGCUGCCAGGAGAAUGGCCGUUGGGAGCCUCCCCAGAUCUCCUGUGUGCCCAGGAGGCCUGCUCGAGCUCUGCACUCACUGAAGGCUCCAGAAGGACAUCAAGGAGGGCUCCUGGGACGCUGGAAGGCACUGCUGACCCCUCCUUCCAGUCCUGCUCCGGGUUCCUAGAGAGGGAGGCCUUCAACACAGCUGCCCCCAGCACUGCCCCCCCCCCACCCUCUUCCCAUCACAGGAAGUGACAACAGGAGAGGAGUGGGGUUGGAGUCCGGGUGAUAGUGACUGAGGGGUUUGUGGGCAGUACCUGGGCAGCCCCCUCUCACCCCUACCAUGGGCAUCAGGUCACCCCUCCUCCGAGGGCCUCAAGGAAGUCCCUAAGUGCCUCAACUGCCCUCUCCUUGCCAGCCAUCCUGUCCCGUCCGUUCCCCUGGGUGGCACCUGGUCCGCUCACUCUCAUGUUUCCCAGGGAAUGGGUUUGCAGGAUGGAUUACUGUGUAACCAGCAGGAAAUAAAGCCACUUUGGAGCACAGGCAAGUUUGA
Messenger RNA from Lutra lutra (Eurasian river otter), 3482 nucleotides. It is a transcript of the gene BCAN, whose product is annotated as brevican. Lineage: Eukaryota; Metazoa; Chordata; Mammalia; Carnivora; Mustelidae. Gene Ontology annotation, biological process: cell adhesion. The record is from RefSeq and is a predicted model, not a curated record. The transcript is spliced from 14 exons. Gene Ontology annotation, molecular function: hyaluronic acid binding. Bases 378 to 3113 code for a protein of 911 amino acids.